AUGGAGCCGGGGGGAUCCAAGCAAGAUGGCGGAGUGGUAAACAUGACGAGGGCGAUGGCAGCUUUGUCCCCUUGGCUGAACCACCCAAGGAGGACCAUCAUCCAGGUGGAAGCUCUGGUGGUGGCGGCCGCUGUGCUGCUGCUUCUCCAGCUCAUCUUGGGCUCCUGCAUGCGGCGGUGGCAUAAAUCCAUCUUCAAUUAUGCCGUCCAGGCUUCCAAACUUAUGAACCCUCUGAUCAUCUACACCUUGGGCACCAUGCAGUCCUCCCCAAUCAAGAAUUCAUCAUAUCCCGUCUGGGCUGCUUUUCUCAUCAUGGCUUCAGUGGGCACGACCGCCGUACAGCAAUAUGAUUUCUGUGACAGCUUUUACAGCAAGUACAUGCAGGUUAUGGGCGACUAUUUUCGGGAUUUCUUUUACAUAUUUAUGACCAUUCUGCUACUGAGUCCAAAUCCUUAUACCUUCAAGGCAGCCUUCAACCUAAACCGGCGUCUGAAGAAUGCCAGAACAAGUUCACGAUGUGUCAUCUGUCUUUUGAUUAUCGUUUUCUAUACAAAGUUCAUUGGAUGCAUGAUUUUAGCAAUUUUGGGGUACAACUGGAAGGGGUAUUUUUUUUUCAAAAAUAAGAUGAAACUUGACUUGCAAGUUGCAGAGACGAGGACGGAGGAAACUGCAAAUGAUCGUGUGAGUGACUCUGGCCCUCAGAGCAUGAAGGGCUACAAGUAUGCAGUCUGUAGUCUUCCAAGUCAGCUCAUUACCAUUGAACAGAUAUGGGAUUGUUGUGGCAACUCAGCUUAUGGCAAAGCGUUGAAAGACCUGUGCCUAUCCUGUGCCUUGUUUCGGCGGCUCGUGGGACAGCGCUAUUUCGGGGUAGUCUACCGCGACACCAACCGUCUUAAAGACCACAAUUUUGUCUUCAAAAAAUUGUUGCCUUCUGAAGUGGAUUUCAAAAGAGCAUUCAGAAUUAUUGAGGUAGAGUUGGGUUUUUGCUAUGACUUCUUCUUCACAAAGUACUACUGUACCUUCACAUUGAUGAAUUUAUUUGCGGUGCCAUUCAUUCAACCUUUGACUUUAGUAAAGAUCAUUCUAAUUUUAAUCAUUGGAGUGUUUGCCAUCGGAAACUCACUGGUUCUUGAGACACCAAGUCCUAUCAUAGAAGUACCCAUUUCAGAAGAUGGUUACAUCAUCACUCUAGUAGUUCUUAGUAUAGCCCUCAUAGUGGAAAUAGUGCAGGCAGCCAUUUAUCUGGCUUCAAAUUGGGCCCAGGUAUCACUAGCCUGCAUUUAUGUCAAGAAAUAUUGGUGGCAACCAAAUGCAGUUGUUAUUGAAAAAGUCAAUGGUUUUUUCAGAAAGUUUAUGAUUUCUGGGGUGUUGAGAAAUGAGAUUGACCAGGACUCUAUUUUCCGACGGAAACAGCCACAACCCGUAGAGGUUUCUGAUGCAGUGAAGAGAGCUAUUGCUAGAUCGCUCAUAUCAAUUUAUGGCAACAAUCUAACUACCCAUGGAGAAACAUCACUAUGGCAGAACCCAAUGUUUGAAGACUAUUCCUGGGCACUCGAGGGCCUCUCUCAGGUGGAAGUCAUGUUAAUUUGGCACAUCGCAACUGAAUAUUGUGAUAUUUCUAGUCCUACUAGUAAUCGGACUACUCGAUGUCGAUGCAAUAAGCACCGAGGCUUUGCAACCAAUUUGUCUAGAUACUGUGCAGACUUGUUUGGAUAUGUGCUACAACUACUGCCAAACCAUAGAAGAAAUAGGAUUGUUCGAGAUAGUCACCAAGGUGUUGCAGUUCAUUUGUCUAGAUAUUGUGCAUACUUGAUACAAUCUGUCCCAAAACUGCUUCCGUACCACGAGGCGGAUAUAGCAGAGUUGGUAGAAAAGGUGAUGGAAGAACGUAACAAGCUUUUUGGAUCCGACUACUUUAGACCUUCUAAGAUAUAUAAUAAAAUGAAGAAUUUACAAGGAGAUGACAAUGAGACGAUGUUCCAAAAAGGUGUGAAGCUCGGUAAUCAGCUGGAGAGGCUGCCGGAUGGGGAUCAUCGCUGGGAGGUGCUGAAAGAUUUCUGGGCCGAGACAAUCAUCCAUGCCGCUGCCUCGCACUACACCACCAUGCAACACAUGCAACAUCUUGAAAAUGGCGGGGAGUUCCUCACCCAUAUCUGGGCUCUGCUUUCUCAUGCUGGCAUUCUGACAGGGACAAGGAUCAGGAGGGGGUAA
Molecule: messenger RNA, 2211 nt
Organism: Miscanthus lutarioriparius
Lineage: Eukaryota; Viridiplantae; Streptophyta; Magnoliopsida; Poales; Poaceae
Source: the annotation of a GenBank genome assembly